Molecule: messenger RNA, 342 nt
Organism: Miscanthus lutarioriparius
Lineage: Eukaryota; Viridiplantae; Streptophyta; Magnoliopsida; Poales; Poaceae
Source: the annotation of a GenBank genome assembly
AUGACCAGCAACAGCAGCCAGAACAUCAGCAGCUGCAGCACCGGCGGAAGCGACGCGGCGGUCGGCGGCGGCGGCGGCGGCAACUGGCUCGGCUUCUCGCUGUUGCCUCACAUGGCGGCGACCAUGGACUGCGCGGCCGACGGCGCCAGCGGCGUUCCGGUGCAGCAGCACCACGGAGGCCUCUGCUACCCUCCCGUCGUCUGCUCCUCGCCCGCGCCCUUCGGCUACGCUCUCGGCGGCGGCCAAGAUGGUCCCGCCAAUGCUAGCGGGGGUUCUACCCAGGCUCUCCUCUAUGCCGCUCAACUCCGACGGCUCCCUGUGCUUCGUGGAGGCCCUCCAUAG